UUUUGACGUCAUUUCUAACAAAUAUGAGGGAAAUGUAAUAAAAAAACUUUUUUGGAGCAUUUCGAAGUUGUUUAAACGAAGCUGGUUUCAGCUAUCGCCAGGGUUGGAGGUGGUAUUAAAUGCUAGUUCCAGCCGGCUAGCUUCGGUGUAGGUCACAUCACAGGUCGGUUUAACAGUGCAUAUUUGUAAGACUGUUUACGUAUCUUGAUUUAUUUUCAGAUAUGUUAAGUUAGCAAUUUAUCUGUUAACGUUUGUGACAAAACCUGUUGUCCAAAGUAAUUAUUUGGUAAAUUUACUAGAACAUAAAACAUUAAAAGGCACUUUAGCACGUGCACAUCGUGGUUGGCAAGUUAUGGUAAAUCAUAUCAAUGCGACAUCAGAAAUGUAUACACUUAUAAUUUCUACCCCCUUAACAUUUUGAUAUUUUCCCAUGAAUGUAUAAAUAAAAUCGAAGAACUUUUGUUUGCGAUUUACAAAAGCGCAUACAACUUUUAAAUGCCGCCCGUUCGAUAUUCUGUAUUUAACACCCGUUUUUCUGUGGUAAGGUGUGAUUAUCACGACAUCCACAGUUUCAUUUCUGGGGGGUAAAAUGCCCCUGAGCUUCAGCCCGGGUCUGUUUUAAAGCUGGACUGUUCUGGCUCACGCGCCGCCAUUAUACAUUCACUGCAGCAGCGGCGACGCCUAGCCUCUGGAAAAAGCCAUUUUGUGACUAAUUCACCCAGUUUACACAUUUGCGAAACCGCAUCAAUUUAUGAUUAACCCUCCACAUGUGUUCGACGCUCGAGGGUUUUAUUCGAGCACGAUAAUCUCUUAAUAUAGUCUUAUAUUGCGUGUCAAGGGGGCGACCCAGAAUCUGUCCUUGGCGGAAGCGGAGACCCGCGCCCAGUAGGUUUGGAGGCAGGCACUGGUGCUGCAUGCUGUAGCAGUCACUCAUGAUGAUCCCUGGUCGUGUUUCCCCCUCUCGACGAGACCGAAAGCAGAUCCCGAUCCGUGGUCAGCUGGUCCUUCCACAGCAGCUGGCUGCCUAUCGUCCUGAACGCUUCUUCCUCCUCAUGUAGUACCUCCCAGUAUCCACUCAUCCGCCGAAAAUGUACUCCAUUUUGACCGAUUGGGUGAAAUGUUCGCCCGGAAAGGAGCGGGUAGAGCGAAGAGAAGCCGUAGUUCUGUAGACAAAAUGGAAGAUAAGACGGAUUGACUGUGCUUGCUUGUGUCGACUGCAGAGUUAUUUGAGAUUUGAAACCGUCACAAGCAAUGAGCUCUGUCUCACGACGGAGCGUAAACGCUUAGGGGCGGUGUAAUGAACAUCAAGCGUUUAUGUGUCGGGCUGGAUUUUAAUUCCACUUUUAAGUGAUUCCACAUAAUGAAUGGUGAAAUGGAUUCAACCACCCCAGACCCUGUCUGGGACCAGGAUGGCAUGUUGAAGCUAUUGGACGCCAUGAAGGGAAACCUUCCAGAGAAGGAUCUGGCCAAGUACAAGACCUCAGAGUCCCAUCUGGACUGGGAGAAAGUGGCUUUCAACCCGUACUCCGCAGACAUGUGCAAACAGAAAUGGCAGGAGGUUUCCAGAGAGAUACGCAAAUUCCGCACACUCUCCGAGUUGAUCGUGGAUGCACAAGACUUUGUAAAAAACCCCUAUAAAGGGAAGAAACUGAAGAAACACCCAGACUUCCCGAAAAAGCCGCUGACGCCGUAUUUCCGUUUCUUUAUGGAAAAGCGGGCCAAGUAUGCUAAGCUGCAUCCAGAAAUGAGCAACCUAGAUCUCACAAAAAUCCUAUCCAAAAAAUACAAAGAGCUGCCGGAGCGUAAAAAAGAGAAGUAUGUGAAUGAUUUUCUCCAAGAAAAGGGGGAAUUCGUGCACAGCAUGAACAAGUUCAGGGAAGAUCAUCCAGACCUUUUGGAGAACUUAAACAAGAAGUCUAAUGUUCCUGAGAAGGCCAAGACACCACAGCAGCUGUGGUAUUGCCACGAGAAGAAGGCCUUUCUCAAAUUACACCCAGAUGCGACCACCAAAGACAUCAAGGACAAUUUCGGGAAGCAGUGGAUGCAUCUCUCUGACAAGAAAAAGAUAAAGUGGAUCGUCAAGUCCCUGGAACUGCAGAAACAAUAUGAGGAGACGAUGCGCGAGUUCAUCCAGCAACAUCCAGAGAUGAACAUGAAGGAGGAGAACUUUCUCAAAUCCACUCUGACGAAAGCAGAGAGACAGCUCAAAGACAAGUUUGACGGGCGACCAGACAAACCCCCAUCUAAUGGUUACUCAAUGUUCUGUGCUGAGCUAAUGUCCGGUAUGAAGGAUGUUCCCAGUACUGAACGUAUGGUCAUGUGCAGCCAUCGCUGGAAACUCCUCAAACAAAAUGAGAAAGACGCGUACCAAAAACGCUGUGAGCAGAGAAAAAAAGAAUACGAGGUCAAGAUGAAUAGCUACUUGUUGAGUAUCUCAGAAGAGGAACAGCACAGAAUACUGUCAGAGCAGAAGAUGGGAAGCUUUAAAAGGGCUGGAGGCAGUCCUGCUCCUAAAAAGAACUCGAAGGCCAGCCUAGAGAAGCCCAAGCCCCCAGUGUCUGCAAUGUUUAUUUUUGCAGAGGAGAAGCGUCCAAAACUUCAUCAGGAAAGGCCCGAUCUCUCUGAUAUGGAGCUUACGAGACUACUCGCCCGCAUGUGGAGCGAUCUUUCUGACAAGAAAAAGGAGAAGUAUAAAAAUCUGGAGAUGACGUUGAGGGCAAACUCUGAGAAGCAGCUCAAAGAGGAUAAAGGGAAACUACCAGAAACGCCCAAAACAGCUCAGGAAAUCUGGCAACAGAGUGUCAUUGGAGACUAUCUUGCCCGAUUCAAGGGUGAUAGAGCGAAAGCUCAGAAGACCAUGGAGGCCACAUGGAACACCAUGGAGAAGAAAGAGAAAAUUGUUUGGAUCAAGAAGGCUGCAGAGGACCAGAAGAGAUAUGAGAGAGAGCUGAGUGAGAUGCGAUCACCUGCUCCGGUUUUCACCCCAGGAAAGAAAAUCAAAUUUGAAGGAGAGCCUAAGAAACCGCCCUCAAAUGGUUAUCAGAAAUUCUCUCAGGAGAUGCUGUCCAACGGAGAGCUCAACCACCUGCCCAUGAAAGAGCGAAUGGGUGAAAUCGGGGGCCGCUGGCAGCGACUUCUUCAAAAAGAGAAGGAUCGAUACAAAAAGUUGGCGGAGGAGAAACAGAGGCAGUACAAAGUGCUACUGGAGCAAUGGCUUGAGAGUUUGUCAACAUAUGAGAGAGCUGCGUACAAAGAAUAUAAUUCUAUGAAAAGGAGGAGUACAGGAAAACAAGGUGGCACCAAUGCUAAAGUUGCAGCCAAAGCCAAACAACCAGUGAGUGUAAAGACUCAAAAAAAAGUGGUGGUGGUGGAGGAGGAGGAAGAUGAUGACGAUGACGAAGACAAUGAUGAUAGAGAGAAAGAUUCUGAUGAAGGAUCAUCGUCUGGAGAUGAUAGCGACGACGAUGAUGAAGACGACGAUGAAGACGACAACGAUGAUAAUGAAGAUGUGGAGGAUGAAGUGGACGACAAAGAGAAUAAAUCCGAAAGCAGCAGCAGUGCCUCCAGCUCUGACGAUUCAUCGGGUUCGGAUUCGGACUGAGGCAAAGCCAUGUCAGGCUGAGCGCACAGACUGCCAGAAACGCUGUGAUCUGAGCCAUGAACCCAGGGGUCCGAGCCUGCUCCGCACUUCUCUUGUUCCACAACCAGAAAGUGCUUGCCCCAUUGUAAAACAUCUACAGCCACUCACUUCAUCCAGAGUCUUUUCCUCUGCUUGUGUUCCUUUUGUUUCCCUGGACAUCUUAUUUCUUCCUCCCCCUCCAAGUUUGCUUAUUAAGUUUAAAGGCGUUUUAGGCAAAUAAAAUGUGCACGAGGAUGUGUACUCAGAAUUCCUCUCCAGCAGAUCAGAGACAAAGGUGUAGAGCUAUUCUAUUGGCUUUUAGUCAUUGUUUGAAGCAUUGUUAGGGUGCACCUUUUUUAUUUUUUAUUUAAAGGUUUCAAAGGAGGACAAAGAGAGUACCAGGUGCCCUUUUCGUUCUCAUAAUUGAGCCAAAGAAUCUCUUAGUUUUGCUAAUUAUUUCGGGAGGCUAAGGGGACCAAAUAAUUGCACUGCUGAAGAAUGUCUGCUCUCCUAAUCUUCAUCUGUACCUCCUUCUUGUUCUUUUAGCAUUGUUCCACCGCAGACCUGUCAUCUCCCCCCCCCCUCAUUUUGCUUUGCUGAUUAGUUUUGCUUCGGUUCAAAAAAUGUGGUAUUUUCAGGAGCAAUGAAGCCAUUUUGAAUGUCGCUGCAUGGACCCCGCUGGUCAAUUCUCGUUCAUAAGACACCAUUACCUUACCUACACCUGAUGGGAGUUAAAGGUGAAAAUGAAUUAUUUAUUUUUCGUCCUAUUGUAAGAACGUUGCCUAUAGCUGUUUUGCAAUGUUGUUGUGACAUAGUCACAGAACAGCAGAUGUAUUUGAGUUAACUGUUCAAAAAGAUAAUUAAAGUUACAUGAUAAUGAUUAGUUCAUGAGUUAACUGUUUGCAAACACAAGCAAUGUUCUUUUAGUUGUUUCACUGGCUGGGCACCAAAAGGUUUUCUCUUUGUUAAAAGUGAUUUGUUUUAAAGCUGAGUUUUUCAACCACUAUUUUAUUUGGUGCUCCAAAGAACUAUUUGUUUUAAUUUGAGUAAUGUUUUAAAUAUGAAAGACAUGAGCUACCCCACAAUUCAGUGCACUUAUGGCGGAAUCCCAGGCUCGCAAGCCCAGUCUCCUUUCAGUAUUUGUUUUUAUUUUUACAUUUCAUAUAUAUCACUCCUGUAACUUUAAAGGUUUAUCAUACACCAGCUCAAGGAAUGUAACAGACAUGUUUUGCUUAAGAGAGGGGUACUGCUAUUUGUCACGUUUAUGUAUAAAUGAACAGUUUUGAGGGUGACUGGUAUAUUCUCUCAUUUCAAUGCAUCUAAAUUAAGAAAGGAUCUAGCAAUCUGAAAUGAGCUACUGUCUUUUAUUCUUAGUAUUCUUAGUCUCCAAUGUGAUGGGCACAGUACAUUACCUUUAAGAGCAUUGGGCAUUGCUAAUUUGCAAAUAAAUAGUAGUUGAAAAGAAAUUGAUUACAUGUAUUUUUGUUUUCAAGGAUUUCAAACGGUCAUCUUUUGACAUCUGGAAGCAGAUGCAUUUAAUCUGUAUUUAAGUGCCCAAAGUUUUCAAUUGUGCGAUCUUGUGUUGUUGGCUCAGUUAGCACAAUUUGACAAUUGAUGAUUUAAGUGAUGGGCUGGAAUAGGAGACCUUCCAGUCGACCUUCCAAUAUGUGUUCGAUAUUUUAUAGGAUUUUGAGAAAAUAGACUUUGGCUGGGUUCAGUGCUGUUGUAAGGUAUUUGUAAAUACGGCUUAAUUUUUUCCUUUGUAUUGUGUGAACAUAAUUGGUUUUGUGUUUUCAUUUGGUUAAGCAAUUUGCUGCUUUAGCCAAUAUAGUUUGUCAGUUGGGGAAAUGUUUUUAAUUUGGUAAGUUUUAGUUUUUACCCCUCCCCAUGUUUGUCUAUUUGUAGAAAUGGCAACAAAAAAAAGAAAAAAAUGACAUCUUAAAUUUGUACUGCAGAUUUGAAAAAAUUUGGACUUUUCUAUUCCAUGAAAUGUUAUAUCCCUGCUAUUUACAAUUUGGGCAAAUAAACCUCUUAAACAGUGA
Molecule: messenger RNA, 5661 nt
Organism: Triplophysa dalaica
Lineage: Eukaryota; Metazoa; Chordata; Actinopteri; Cypriniformes; Nemacheilidae
Gene: ubtf
Product: upstream binding transcription factor
Exons: 21
Coding region: 1361-3601 (746 amino acids)
Source: RefSeq, a predicted model, not a curated record